Cuculus canorus (common cuckoo) is the source of this 2147-nucleotide messenger RNA. RefSeq names its product leucine rich repeat containing 75B (gene LRRC75B). Bases 48 to 1040 code for a protein of 330 amino acids. The record is from RefSeq and is a predicted model, not a curated record. The transcript is spliced from 4 exons. NCBI's taxonomy places the organism in Eukaryota, Metazoa, Chordata, Aves, Cuculiformes, Cuculidae.
GGGGCAGCGGGCAGGCACCGGGUGGGGCUCGGCCCGGCGCAGCGGCCAUGGGCUCGCGGCUGAGCCGGCAGAGCAGCCUGGAGGAUGAGGGCGCCGAGGAGCCCCGCGACUGCCCACUCGGGUCGCUGCUGCGGCCGCAGGGGUUUCCCGGGGCGCUGCGCAAAGCCUCGCCCGCGCCCUACGUGCGGCGGGUGGGCUGGCUGCGGGAGAUCCAGGCCACGCUGCGCGACCGGCAGCGCGACCGCGCCGUCAGCAUCCUCCGCCUGCUGCGCAAGGACCUUGGACUGGAAGGAACAUUCCUCAAUGAAGUGCUCUACAAAAAUGCGACGUUCCUCAACUUGGUGGAUCCCAUCUCCCAUGACUUGCUGAUGAGCCUCGCUAGAGAUCUGCAGUGUCCCAAAAAGGAAUAUGAUCCCUGGAAAUCCUCAGACAGGAUCUGCAGGCAGCUGAUUUACCACUUGACCCCUCACUCGAAAUGGCACCGGCACGGCAUGCCCCGGAGGAAGUCCCAAGCGUGCUUGAAGGCCAGCCUGCAGAAGAAGGUGAGCCAGGACUCCAUGGAUUUGUCAGGGAUCCCCCUGACCAUGCGGGAUGUCCACCGCAUGGCCUACUACCUGCAGAACAAUGGGGACCACCUUACCUCUGUGGACCUGAGCUUCACCGAGCUGAAUGAUGACAUGGUGCGCCUGCUGCUGCCCUUCCUCUGGGCACUGCCCAAGCUCACUCACCUUUCCCUCAAUGGUAACCGACUGACGCGGGCGACCAUGAAGGAGCUGACUGACGCCAUGAAGGACAUGAACAAGUUCCCUUGCCUGGCCUGGGUUGAUCUUGGCAACAAUGUAGAUGUCUCCUCCAUGCCACAGCCGUUGCUCGUAGGCCUGCGCAAACGCCUCAGCCAGCAGACCACACUGCCUACCAUCUAUGAGGCGCUCGACUGCGACUCGGAGAUCUCCAGCGGGCACGAGGGCAGCCAGCCAGAGGAUGAAGCAGCAGCAAGCACCCCGCCACGUGCUGUUUCUCAGCAGGGCUGCGAGAGGUGACUGGACAACAGGCCGGCGCUGGCACACUGAAAUCACCCCAAGGAGAAGUCUUGAGUACAAACAUCAAGCAAAGGGCCAGCUUUACCGGCUUCCCUUGGCUCUUUUCUCUCGCCUUCCCUGACAUCUCCCCCCACCUUGCUGUGAGACAAACACCUGCUGUCCCCCCACAACGUGCUCCGCUCCCUCCCCUCACUGCCAAACCCAUCGCCCAUGUUCCAGAGAGGAACCAGUGACUUACAGUGAACCUGGUCCCCAGGCAGGGUCUCACUGGAAGACGGGAAAAGACCUGUCGGAGUCAAGAAUAUCCUCCAGCAGCCAAUGGGUUGAGGGAAAGGGAUGGGGGGGAACCUAAAACAGAAACAGGCUUGUAGUUUACUUCCUUUCUUCCUUUUCCUAUGUACCUUGGAAACCUUGGGACCUGCAGCCUUGAGUGUGAAAAGAGGUAGCCCAAGAGCCUAGCUGCUGUGGAGCUUAGCUGAAGGGCUCGGAGGCCAGAGCUGGAGCCCAGCAGUGUGUCUCCCUCUUGUGUCUGGCUCCUUUUGUUUUGUUUUUUUUCCUAUUGUGUGUUUUGUAUUAAUGUCUGAACAAAGGGACUUGGUCAGAGACCAUUGGAUCGCGUAGGCUGGGGCGGACACAUGGCUUGGAACUGCAGCAUCAGGAUAUUUGCUGUGUGACCGGGGUGAGAGGGAGGGGAAGGAGGUAUGUGUUGGUGGGAGCAUGGGGGAUGGGAUGAGUUGGGGGUGGGAUGGGAGAAGAGGGGAGCAGAGGGAGGGGGAGCGGUCUUGUGGAUUAGCAGGACUGUUUUCGAAAACUGUGCUUUUGUACUAAAAUGACAAGUUCCAAGUGAAAUGGAGGAAGAACAGACAGCUCGACGCGUAACUGGGACCCUAGAGGAGCAAGCAAUCAACGUGCCAGAGGUGGGCACUUCCCAAGCUCAAGUGCAAAGCUUUGGCUCCUCUGGCAUAUUGCAUACCUCGUAAUAUCGCCAGGACACGAGCAGCUGCAUCGCCAUUUCCAAUGUCCAAAAACCAAACCACCGAUGCAAUAUUUCUGGUGUUUUCCACAUUGCUCAUGCUCUAUGUAAAUGUAAUAAACAGUUCUCUUGGA